Messenger RNA from Lolium rigidum, 1139 nucleotides. RefSeq lists its product as uncharacterized. NCBI's taxonomy places the organism in Eukaryota, Viridiplantae, Streptophyta, Magnoliopsida, Poales, Poaceae. The transcript has 4 exons. Bases 419 to 922 code for a protein of 167 amino acids. The record is from RefSeq and is a predicted model, not a curated record.
CGGAGACUCGAGAGAAGAGAGACUGCUGCCACCCAGAGACCUCUCCUCCUCAUCUGUUCUUCCAACCCUCCGCAUCUCAGCAAACGCCCGCCCAGCAGAAGCUAAAAGGAUACGCCACAGAAUUACAUGGACUCUCCUUGCAGGAGAUUCGAUUCGGUCAUCUGCUUGAUGUGAUCAUAGCUCUUGGUUUGUAGUUUCCAUUAGCCAUAACAGCAAGGAGUUCCGAAAUGCUGAGAAGCUCCACGGUUCUUCCUGUUGCUUCCUUGACCGAACAACUAUAGUACUUAUGAGGGGAGGUACUGUUUAUUUAAACCUGCUCAUGCUCUUAUUCUUUCUCAGAUGACUGUCAAAUAUUGGCUGCAAAUCUCACUCUCAUGUCAUGAAGAGCAUAAUCAUUGGUCAGUAAAAGACCUGUAAAAUGAAGUGUUUAUCAGUACAGGUCUCCUGGAAAUGUAUUUCUCUUGGUCUAGCUGAAUUCAUUCUUCUGCGUUCCGUAGGAAAUUCGGAUGAAUUUUGCCGUUGUCAGGUGUGCCUCGGGAAGUACACGCUACUUGGGGAUGAAGAAAACCCAAGAUUGGCGAUGUUUGAAAGACGGCUUCCCUUCUUUGGUUGUGGAAUUGGAUGGUGUUGUUUUCUUUUAGGUUUCCUGUGCCCUUUAAUCUGGUACAUAGCGGCUCUUCUUUAUUGCUGCAAGUACUACAACCGGGAUCCUCGAGAACGGCCUGGGCUUUGUGCUUCUGCAUUUCUGGCAAUCAUCUUUACAGCAGUGACUAUUCUUACCCUUUUUGUUUUACUGAUAAUUUGUGAACACAAGCGAUUCUUGAAUGGCUGUGGUAGCGGACUAAAAAUACACAAUAGCUGGCUACAAGAUAUUCGUUGCAUAUCCAUGACAAAUGGAGUACUUGACAGAAAUACUAUUUAGGUUAUUUGUUAAUCUAUUGGUUGAAUUCCCAGGAGAAAUCGAAGGAUUGCCCUUAGCGUGAUAGCAUGUCGGCACUGUCCGCUAUCACCUGCUGUUUAGUGUAGAUUGAUGUACAAUUUUGUACUGGCGGAUGAACCUGUUGUAUAACAUUAUUGUACUGCCAACCCAUUGGAAUUUAUUAUUUCUGGCGCAAUCAAAGAUUACAUGUGCAAGCAAA